GCAUGCAAUCAGUAAAUUACUUAUUUAAGGUUUGUGAGCUCUGUGGUCAUAAUAAUUAACAAUUAUUAGGUGUUAAUUUGAGUGUCAUCCAUCACUAAAAGUGUCUGCCAAUUAAGGAUUCUCUUCAGAGAAAAUUCAUUUCUUUGAUCUUUUUUUUUUAAUUGUGUUACAGGUCAAGCAUAAUAAUAAAUUUUUACUUUUCUCUGACUUGUAUGUCUGCACUGUUUUGAACGGAACAGAUGACUGAUUUGGGGGGGAAAAGCUUUUAAAAUGGACUACAAACAUAAUGGGCUUAAAUAUAAGAAUGCAUAUAAUUAAGACCUUGAACUGCUUUUUAAGUUUUCUGCUUCAUUUUUCUAUUCCUGAAUAUCCAGAUAUUAAAUAUAUUGAUAUUAAAAUAUUAUUUUAUUAAAAAAUUGCGUUAAAUAAUUCACAUUUGAGCCCCCAGAGAGUAAAGUAUAAAGGCUAAUGUGUGAGGCAGAGAGUGUGUGAAAGAGAGAGAAGGGGGUUGUGACAGAGGAAAUGAUGGUGUCAUGAUCUCUUGAGUACCUGUAUCAUAACGGAUUUUGUGAACAGACCAGGGUAGUUUGGGUACAAGCGUGGAACAAAACGUAUGCUGGCGAAGACAAAUUGAAGAUGUCAAUCUCGCACAAUCGUUCUACUGCUCACAUCUUCUCAUCCAAUUCUCAUUCGUGCUCCUCACUGGUCAACAACACCUUGGCUCCAGACUCCACCACUUCACCCUCCAGUACUCUGCCUGUUCACAUUUCCCAGAUGGAAGGAGGACUGUACGGCUAUUCGAUGGGGUCUCAGGGGCUCUCCAGGACAAGCGAUAGGAGUGGAGAACCGAUGAUGGGCAUGGGAUAUUUGCCCUAUUCUCCUUGUUCAAACUCAACUAUGGAAAGACCAUCGCAACACAGUCACGUUAACCAACAGGAGUUUUCUCAGUUCCUUCCUCCUCCUCCUCCGUCCACAUUUCGGCAGCCAGGCCAGAAGAGAGGCCUGAGUAAAGACAGCAUGGAAUACCGGAUGAGGCGUGAGCGCAACAACAUCGCUGUGAGGAAGAGCCGGGAUAAAGCACGCCGGCGUAUCCAGCUCACUCACCAAAAGGCCUUGGAGCUUCAGGAGGAAAAUCACAGGCUACUACUGCACAUUGAGCAGCUUAGCCAUGAGGUGGACACGCUCAGUCGCUAUCUCUCUCAGCGCCACCUGCAGAGCAAAGUAAAUGAUGUAGGAGUUGAAGAGAACUGUUGAAUGACCUUAGAAACUCUCUUACUGUACCAUAGUUAACAGGUUAGUGGACCUGACUGCAUAAUAACAUAAAUGAUGAAAUGUAUGAACCUGUAAGAUAUACUGUUAAAUUAUAAUUUCACACAGUUUAUAUGUAUAUCUCAAUAGGAUAAUCUGUAAAGCAACAUUCAGAUCAAAAUUGGUUGUAAUUAUUUUUUAAUUGUAGUCAGGAUAGCUAAACUACAAACAUUAUGAUGAUAUUUUAGAUCUUCUUUUAUGUAUUAUUUAACCCAUUAAGAAAUAAGCAGGAAAAUGGCACACUUUUGAAGAUUCAAUAGUCUCUCAUUUUAAAAAUACUCAAUAUUCAGAAAAUAUUAUAGGGAUGAACGUUCAGGAGGAUCUUGUCAUCAGAUCAGUGUUGUUGUUGCCGUGUUAAAGUUCUUUUUGUUUUUGUUUUCCCCCCAAUAUUACUGAAGUAUGCAGAUUUACUCUCUGAAUCUCUUUUUCAAAAAAAGUUUCUUACAAAGGUGCUUUAUCGGUUCUUUUCCGAUUUCACAUCCCUUUUGCCAUUCUUUUGAUCAUUAAUUUUAUAAGUGCCUCAUAAGCAGAAAUUUAUUUUAUCUUCAGUGGGAAAAUAUUUGCGCACACCGAUUCUCAUUGUACAUGUACGAUUACAAUAAAGGCAUCUUAUCAUUAAAUUAUAUUAUUAUUCAUAAUAAGUCUGGAGAAAUAAAUGCCUGAAACAGCUCAAAAACAAAAAUAAAUAGCAAAAGACCAGAAAAAAAGUCCUUUGAUGCAACUGCUCUUAAUCCACUUUUAUAUCACAUUAAUACUGGAUUUAUUGAUUUAUUAAUAUCUUACUUCUUUGACCGUUUUUAUUACUUAUGGUAAAUAUGAAACUGUUGUAAAGCUUUUAUUAACUGGCUUGCUAUGUUAGUGUAUGCAAUCUUUUGAAGCUGAAAUUAUAUUUUAUAUAAAUAAUCUAUGUUUUAAACUAAUUCACUGGACAGCAUUCAUCAAAAAAGUAAAUAAAGAAAAAGAAAUGUUCUAAAAUACAUUAAUCUAUAAUAUACAUACAUG
This is a messenger RNA of Silurus meridionalis, 2310 nucleotides long. RefSeq names its product CCAAT/enhancer binding protein (C/EBP) 1 (gene cebp1). Lineage: Eukaryota; Metazoa; Chordata; Actinopteri; Siluriformes; Siluridae. Gene Ontology annotation, biological process: myeloid cell differentiation; DNA-templated transcription; regulation of transcription by RNA polymerase II. The coding region runs from base 637 to 1254 and encodes 205 amino acids. The transcript is spliced from 3 exons. The record is from RefSeq and is a predicted model, not a curated record. Gene Ontology annotation, molecular function: RNA polymerase II cis-regulatory region sequence-specific DNA binding; DNA-binding transcription factor activity, RNA polymerase II-specific.